Molecule: messenger RNA, 1757 nt
Organism: Aphis gossypii (cotton aphid)
Lineage: Eukaryota; Metazoa; Arthropoda; Insecta; Hemiptera; Aphididae
Gene: Dhod
Product: dihydroorotate dehydrogenase (quinone), mitochondrial
Exons: 8
Coding region: 457-1620 (387 amino acids)
Biological process (GO): 'de novo' pyrimidine nucleobase biosynthetic process; pyrimidine ribonucleotide biosynthetic process
Cellular component (GO): mitochondrial inner membrane; cytoplasm
Molecular function (GO): dihydroorotate dehydrogenase activity
Source: RefSeq, a predicted model, not a curated record
CAAAAUAGCAUGCUAUAAUAUUUGGCGUAAGGAGUGAAUCUGUCGGCGCCGACCAGUUUUUGUCAGAUAAACUAAAUAAAACACAUUAUAGUGAGUGGUCAUUGGUCAGGCAACACCCAAAACGACCAUAACUGGUUGUGUCACCCACAGAAUUAACCGUUUGUAAUUGUUUGCCUGCUCGGGCUGUUGCGCACGAGUCGGCCGGUUAGUUGUUUUAUCUUAACUUAAACAGAGUAAUAAUAUACAGAAAUUGAAUACAGAUGUACAAUUAAGUUACUUUCGUGAAUUCUUACUUGAGUUUUGACGAUUUAACACUCAGGUAAUUUCAAAUUAAGCGUUAAAACUCAAAUCAUUUUUUUUUUUAAUACACCUAACUUAGUGGAUUUUAAUUAAUAAACUAGGUGUAUAGGCAACGAUUUACUAUAUACAAUAGUUAAGGGAGUUAAUUUAUUUACAAUGAGUUCAUUAAGGUCCUUUAUUUAUAUUUCUGCUGGAGGAGGUAUUCUGUGGGCAGGAACAAAUGUUAUCACUCAGAAUGAAAAAUUUUAUAAGAAAUAUAUUAUUCCUGCAUUCUUUUCUUGUGAUCCAGAAAAAGCUCAUAACCUUUUAAUAUUUUCUGGAAAAUAUGGUCUUAUUCCAAAAUCAUUUUAUAAAGAUCCACCAAUAUUGAAAUCCAAGUUGUGGGAUUUGAAUUUUACCAACCCAAUAGGUCUUGCUGCUGGGUUGGAUAAACAAGGUGAAAUAACAAAAACAUUAAAAGAUGUAGGGUUUGGUUUUGUAGAAGUUGGUUCAAUAACACCUUUACCUCAACCGGGCAAUGAAAAACCAAGAGUAUUUAGACUUUUAGAUAGUCAAGCCAUUAUUAAUAGGUAUGGAUUCAAUAGCGAUGGUCAUAAUGUAGUAUUUGAAAGACUUAAGAAACUAAAGCAACAACAAAACUUUGAUGGUAUACUUGGUGUUAAUUUAGGGAAAAAUAAAGAGUCUGAAAAUGCAGUCGAUGACUAUGUGAAAGGUAUAGAAAAGUUUACACCAGUUGCAGAUUAUUUUGUAAUAAAUAUAUCCAGCCCUAAUACUCCAGGUCUGAGAAAUUUGCAAAAGAAAAGUGAUCUAAUAAAUCUACUUUCCAAAGUUAUAGAAGCAAGGAAUCAAUUUAGUGGGGAACGUAAAAUUCCAUUAUUGUUAAAAAUUGCUCCUGAUCUUACUGAUCAAGAUAAAAAAGAUAUUGCAGAUGUAAUAAUUAAUGAUAAAAAGUGUAAAGUUGAUGGAUUAAUAAUUUCAAAUACAACUGUUAAACGAACUGGUGUUCAUGACAAUCCUAAUGCAUUAGAGCCUGGUGGUCUCAGUGGUAAACCUUUACAAGAAGCAUCUACAAAAUUAAUUUUAGAAUUUUAUAAAUUGACAAAUGGUAAAAUUCCAAUUAUUGGAGUUGGUGGAGUUUUUAAUGGUCAAGAUGCAUAUGCUAAAAUUAAAGCAGGCGCUUCACUUAUACAAAUUUAUACAUCUUUUAUAUAUAAUGGCCCACCAGUUAUAGUUAAUAUAAAAAAAGAACUGGAUUAUCUUUUGAGGAAAGAUAAGUACAACUCAAUAUCUGAUGCAAUUGGUGCAGAUGCCAGAUUAUAAAAUAUAAUAACUUUAUUUAUAUUUCAAAAUUUGGCAAUUUAAAAUGUAAUUUUUUUAUUCACAUAUAUCUUUUAUUAUUUUUAUAUUAUGUAUAUUUUAUUAAAAUUAUUUAAUACACAAAUUGAUUAUAAUCAAAA